Diaporthe amygdali is the source of this 3078-nucleotide messenger RNA. RefSeq names its product armadillo repeat protein. The coding region runs from base 1 to 3078 and encodes 1025 amino acids. Gene Ontology annotation, biological process: proteasome-mediated ubiquitin-dependent protein catabolic process. Gene Ontology annotation, molecular function: protein binding. Gene Ontology annotation, cellular component: GID complex. The transcript has 3 exons. Lineage: Eukaryota; Fungi; Ascomycota; Sordariomycetes; Diaporthales; Diaporthaceae. The record is from RefSeq and is a predicted model, not a curated record.
AUGGCGCGCGUUCCCAUCACAGCUCUGCUAUCACACGACCAGGAUGAACAACUGUCCGCUCUACGAACACUCAAGAACGAAAUCGUUGGUCAUGACCAGAAGAAAGAGAAGUGGAUUGAGAAUGGGGUCAUCGAGCCUGUUGUCAAGGUCUUGGACUCCAGCAGGUCUUCGCCAAGCACAAACGGCAAGGACAGUCGAAGUCGCAUACCACCGUCGAGAUCCCUGACAGGCGAGGAAUCAGUGCGAUUACAAGCACUCCAGAUUCUGGCCAGCCUUGCAAAUGGUGGCUUCGCUUUUCUGGCUCCCAUACUCGCUGCUGGCGCCUUGUCCGCCAUAUUAUCGAACAUACCCCCAGCCGACAAUCCUCCUCAGGUCGUCGUUGCAGCCUUGAGGGCUGCUGUAAAUAUCGCUGAAGCCUCGACUCUGGCUCCUCCCACGUCCGUUCCAGACAUCGCUAACCUGGCUGACGUUGUCUUUGUGCCCGCGCUUCUCGAUGCCUUCCGCGACAUUUUAACGAACUCCGCAACAAACCACACUGGGCAGACCCAAAUAAACCUGGUGGCGAGGCUCAUCAGUCUACUAUGCAGGGAAGAGCGCACACGAGUUGAUCUUACGAACCAGGGGAUUCUGGAAGCAUUAGCGACAAACUUGGCAGCCGUCGUCGUAGCCCGAGGAUAUGUGGUUCCUGGCGCCGAGAAUGUCGCCCAGAGCGAGGGGGUAUUGGACUUGAUUCCUGAGCCCGCUGCUUCAUGUACGGACGUCACAGCCAUACUGGAGGCAUCAUCUGCCAUAAUAGGGGACUCGCGCUGGAGGGCCUCUGUGCUCGUCUAUGCCCCAUCGCUGGUAGCUGUCUUCCCGCAUCCUGGUUCACCGCGGCGGUCGAAGGGCAUGAAAGCAUGCGUCAACUCAUUCGAGCUGGCCGGGUUGAGCAAUAUAGCGUCGAAAGACCUAGGAGCCCUAGACUGCUUCCUUCCUGUGGUUCCGGAGUAUCAAGUAAAGGGCACAGCAAUAUCGUCGUUCCCACCACUAGGCUCUCCUCCACCGAGAGACUACCUUGCUUCGUCAAAAGCACCAUCUAUCAAAUGGAUUGCCUCAUCUUUGAACUGGGACACAGCCCAGGCCGAUACGGCUGGCCCAAACACAGAAGCGAUCGUUGAAGAGACGGAGAGCCCGUUAAUACCAUGGUUAAUUCACACAGUACGGUCGGCGCAGGGCAUGGAGAGGAUCAUGGCUGCAUCCGUGCUCACAUCACUUCACAGGACCGGCCUCGCCAACAAGUCCAGGGAGGCCUAUAUGGGCCAUUUAAUCGUUCCAAUACUUCUUCAGACCCUCGAGGACAUUGGUAUCACAUGCGGUGCUGCUGCUGAAGCAACCUUCGUUGAUACCAAGACUGUUACCAACUGGUCCAUAGUCGAACGUACUCUGGCGAUCCUGGCGAGGUUGAUUGUUGACAGCGAGUUUCUUCAGAAAUGUGCAUUCGACUGCGAUGGUGUCAAAAUCGUCAGCGUAUACUUAAAGAGCGCAUAUGAACCCCUUGCCAGCAAGUCGUCAAAAGCAUGGAGCCCAAACAACAGGCGUGAGAAUACAGGCGAGCGCGAAAUCGGGCUACCAACGAGUCGCCUAGGGACUGGCGGCCAGCUGCCUCUUCAAGUUCAUCGCGCACGUGUGAGAGAGAGCGCUCUGAAAGCAGUGGCUGGGCUGGCAGCGAGCAAGGACGACUACCGGAAGGCCCUCGUGGAACAAGACUUGGUACCCUUCAUCGUGGAGUCGCUCUCGCCGAACCCGUCCAACCCCAAGAACAAGGAGCGUCCCAAGUCACCCAAGCGAGCUCCGCUGGAUGAUGGUGGGUUUGAUGCAGCAUACGGGGUCAAUCCUAUCACCGUCAUCGUCGCAGCAUGUCACGCCUUGCGCAUGCUUGCAAGGAGUGUGAGUAUACUUCGGACGACCCUGGAAGAUAACGCGGUCGCUACUCCGGCAUUCCGCCUUCUACGUCACCCGGAUGUCGAUAUCCAAAUCGCGGCGUCAGCCCUGAUGUGCAAUCUUGUCACUGACGUCGCACCAAUGAGAGAACAUCUCAACGAUGUCGGCGUGAUGAGGAUCCUCUGCGAGCAGACGCGAUCUCAAAAUCCAGCGUUGCGUCUCAACGCGCUGUGGGCUCUCAAGAAUUGGAUCAACGGCGUAAGCAUGGAGGCGAAGAAAGAAUGUGUCGAAGAGCUUUCUGCAGGCUGGCUGGUUCGCUUGAUCUGCGAUGAUACUGAGGACGACGCUCUAUACGAGCGGACAACAAAGUCUAAAAAGCAGGCGGCAAACGAUAUGGAUGAUGAUGUCGAAAUGGCCCAAGCUGGAGAAGAAAGCGGAACGUCCAGCUCAGCCAUGCUCAACACAUCCACAUCACCGGUGGGCGAUGAACAAGGUCGCACGCCAAGGUUGCGGCAAACAGAGCGGAAGAUUGCCGCCCUCCGCGAAUCAGAGUUGAGCCUAAUGCGUAAAGUCCGCGACGAUGAUCUUGCAGUGCAAGAGCAGGGACUCAACUUCGUACGGAACCUCAUUGGGCCUGCGACGUCAGCAACCGACUCAGCUCGAGACCAUGCAGACAUGAUCGACUAUCUCUUCAACAUUCUCGGCCAGGACCGCUUCUUCGAGCUCUUACACUCGAAGCUACAGCUUAAAGUCCUGCACCCCUUCGACCGGCGGUACUCCACUAGCCGUGAAUCCCGCGUCCUCUAUCCCCAGGCCCGUAUCGUCUCGGCCGUUGUGUACAUCCUCGUGCACAUGGCAGCCAGCGUGCCCCGACAUCGACAGGUGCUUAUUUCGCAGACCAAGCUACUCACGGACCUGGGCAAGCAGUUUCACAGCAAGGACAAAGAUGUUCGCGUGGCGCUCUGCCACCUCAUGACCAACCUGACGUGGCGCGACGACCCUGAUGACGAGGAUAGCAGCCGUCAACGAGCAGGGGAGUUGAAGAAGCUUGGCCUGCUUACCAAGCUGGAGACCCUCGAGAGCGAUGACGGAGAGCUGGACGUGAGAGAGAGGGCGAAGGCGGCGAUCUGGCAAAUCAGCCAGCCAAGAGGAUUCUAG